Molecule: messenger RNA, 1796 nt
Organism: Drosophila grimshawi
Lineage: Eukaryota; Metazoa; Arthropoda; Insecta; Diptera; Drosophilidae
Gene: Nplp1
Product: neuropeptide-like 1
Exons: 5
Coding region: 224-1759 (511 amino acids)
Source: RefSeq, a predicted model, not a curated record
UAGAGAGAGAGAGAGAGAGAAGCCAAGCAGCGGCAUUCAACAAAUCCGUUCUCAACAUACAACAGUUUGAGAGUCAUUGUAUUGUGCUGUACUGAAAAAUCAUUGCAUACUUUCGAGCAAGAAUUUUGAAUUUCUGAGUGUGCUGUGUGCGUGGUUUGUGCGUGAAUUUCAACAUUGCACUGCGUGCUAAUCAAACAGGAGUGUAGUUUCGUACCAGGGCAAUAUGCAGGACGUGCACAAUACUGCACCGAGAAGCAAGUGGCUACUGCUGCUCUUCUCCAUGCUCCUAAAUGCGGCUGUACAGCCACGCGCAUUUAACGUUAAUGCCAGCGAGGAUAUUGGCAAUGUGUCGCCCUGCGAAAUGGAGUCCAUAAUAAAUCAACUGAUGAAUCCCGGUCCGGAAUAUCAGCUACACGCUUCUGCGUUACGCAAUCAGCUGAAGAAUCUGCUCCGUGAACGUCAGCUGGCAGUGGGCGAGGAGCAGCCGCUGGGCGAUUAUGCUGACUACUUGGAUGAGGACAAGCGUUCGGUGGCCGCCUUGGCCGCUCAGGGAUUACUCACACCUAAACGCAGUCUGGCCACACUGGCCAAGAACGGACAGUUGCCGACCGCGGAGCCUGGCGAUGAUUAUGCGGAUGCCGAUUCGGGUGAACCCAGCGAACAGAAGCGUUACAUUGGCUCCCUGGCCCGUGCUGGUGGCCUGAUGAGUUUUGGCAAACGAAAUGUGGGCACACUGGCACGUGACUUCCAGCUGCCCAAUGGGAAGCGUAAUAUAGCGACUAUGGCUAGAUUGCAAAGUGCCCCAAGCACUCAUCGUGAGCCACCGAAGCGAAAUGUGGCAGCUGUGGCACGUUACAAUUCGCAGCAGCAUCAGAAUCAUCAGCGCAGCAAUGGCGAGAAACGGAAUCUGGGCGCAUUGAAAUCAUCGCCGGUGCACGGCAUGAUGCAACAGAAGCGAGAGGAUGUGGAGAUGGCCCUGCUUCAGCCAGCUGCUGCAGCUUCUGCUGCUGCGCCCGACUAUGCCGAUCCCAUGCAGAGCUACUGGUGGUAUCCCAGCUAUGCCGGCUACGCCGAUCUCGACUGGAAUGACUAUCGACGCGCCGAGAAACGAUAUCUGGACACCUCCAAGGAUCCCGAAUUGUUUGGCAUUGAGCAUGGCAAUGAGGCAACAAAUCUUGCCAAUUUUCCGGACUUGCAAAUGGAGCCGGAGCAGGAGCAGGAACAGGAGCUGGAGAGGGAGCAUGAGAGGGAGCAACCGGAGCAACCGCCAGAGAAGCGUCACAUUGGAGCCGUUUAUCGUUCCGGUUUUCUGCCCAGCUACCGUUAUUUGCGCAGCCCCACAAUGAACGGUGCCGGGGGGCGCUUUAGUCGCUCGGGACGUGCCAGGCAAUUUGUCGAGUACUACCCCCAACACGAGCGACUGCGUCAACCAAUCGCAGCCGUUUGUAAACGUUGUUUCCUACCCAAUCGACCGAUGAUGAACUGGAGCAGUGCUGGCAUACGCGGUAGUCUCUCCAAAUACUAUACGGAUCCCCUAUCUCGAUCCUCCACAGCAGCCACAGCUGCUCGCAUGCGUAGCAGCAGCAGCAGCAUUUUGACAAACUCCCUGCCAAGUGGACACCACAACAACAUUAGCAAUAGCAACCGGAACCGGAUCUAUCCACCAUUUCAUGCUUGGGGCACCCCGCCACGUAUUACAGCACUGCAACGACGCGUCUAUCGACGCAACGGUGAGUCCAUGGACAAUUAUGAAUACUAAAUAACAAUUAUAUAUAACAAAUAAAUAUAUAUCUACA